Molecule: messenger RNA, 1200 nt
Organism: Fomitiporia mediterranea MF3/22
Lineage: Eukaryota; Fungi; Basidiomycota; Agaricomycetes; Hymenochaetales; Hymenochaetaceae
Product: ras-domain-containing protein
Exons: 8
Coding region: 40-786 (248 amino acids)
Biological process (GO): regulation of endocytosis
Cellular component (GO): endosome
Molecular function (GO): GTP binding; GTPase activity
Source: RefSeq, a predicted model, not a curated record
CCUGUCUCUCUAUCUUCAUCCACCAUACCAGCACUCAGGAUGGCAUAUGUCGAUGAGGACGAUGCCAAUGCGACCGAACUCGUAGAGACCUACGAUUUCUUACUCAAGUUCAUAAUCAUCGGUGAAGCAGGCACUGGGAAAUCAUGUUUGUUGCAUCAUUUCACUCAGAACUGCUUCAAGCCGCACUCUCAACAUACUAUUGGAGUCGAAUUCUCGAGUCGUACUAUCAACGUAGGAGAUAAAAAGAUAAAAUUACAGCUAUGGGAUACGGCGGGACAAGAAAGAUUCCGAUCAGUAACACGGAGUUAUUACAGGGGUGCAGCUGGGGCUAUUCUCGUAUACGAUAUAACGGAUCGAAACUCAUAUGUGAAUUUAUCUCGGUGGCUUGAUGACGCCCGGGCAUUAGGCAGUACGAACCUGGUUACGGUACUAGUGGGCAACAAAUCUGACAGGGAUGAUGAACGGGAGGUAGAGUGGGCAGAAGCGAGUAGAUGGGCAUCUCAGCAUGGGGUACAUAUCAUAGAAACGUCUUCAUUAACAGGCGAAAAUGUCGAGGCGCCCUUUAUGCUCGUCGCCCGUCAGAUCUUGCUCCUAAUUGAGUCUGGAGAGCUGAACCCAGAGAAAGCUGGCAGUGGCGUCAGCUACGGAGAUCGCGCACUCCGGCGAAUAAAUAGCUCGAGUCGAUUUAGCUUUGGCAGUGGCAGUUCCAGUAGCGGAAGGAGACGUGGUUCGAUCAAAUUGAAGAUGAAGAGCUGGAUUCCAGGCACGGGAGGAAGGUGCUGUUAGGUGUCGAGGUUUGGCUCGUCGGGGCUAGCGAGGGAGUACGUCUGGAUUAUGGAUGAUCCUGUUUCCUUGCUCGACGAGUCUGGCCUAGGCCUGGGUAAGCCUUGUCUUGUCCACCCCUGACAUCUGAAGCAACUUUGCAUUGACAGUUGUUUCGCUCAGGCAGCGCCAAGUGUUCCCAGGUGUCCAUAUGUUGUUGAAUGUUUUCGCUCUCAUAGGCUCAUACCAUGCUAAAGACUAUACCCAGCAAGACUUGUUUCACCCACUCCGUAUUCAUUAGCAGUGAUUGAUUUCCCAGGAUAUAUUGGUUUUGUUCACGCGAGUAAACCGGGCCCGCAGCACGGAUUCCGUUCAUUCCGAUCGUUAGAAUAUUGCUAUCUUUCUCAUUUGUACCUUAUUGCAGAGGAUCUAUAUCGG